ACCUAGACCUUAUGGUUCAUGUCCUGUCUUCUGACGUCACUUGAUAAUUUAUUCAAAGCGCAAGUGUAAUUUAAAACCUAAGAAUCACUGAAAAACGCAGUUAGUAUCCAGACAGCAUUUGAGUUGCUAUACAGAGACAGAAAAACGUUUAGAUAGCUCGUACGGAGGAGAUCCACCCUUCAGGUACCGUAAUAAUAUUUGUUUGAUUGCGCAAAACGAUUUGUUAGUUUAAUUGGUUUAGUUAGCUUUAUUUAGUGUGAUUUGAACGAUUUAUUUUGGAAUAAUAAUGGAGGGGUCAAUAAUCUAUACAAUUGUAAAAAUAUGAUCGGAAAGUGCAACACAUAAUCUUUGUAAAUUUGUGAUUUUUUCAGAAUUAUAUGUGUAAAAUUAAAAGGAAAUCUCCUCUCGUGUCGCAGUUUCGUCUUCCGGGCAUGCGUCUAAACCAUCCCCGACAACGAUGUCAAAGGGUAAAAUUGACGUGAAAUACAAACUAUGACUCAAUAUUCUCAGAUAAUGCAAAUUAAACGUAGUAAAAUUAAUUGCAAACAUCUAGCGUAGAAAAAUUAGCCAUUUUCAUACUUAGUCUUAUGCGAGUACCCAAAAUUAGGCAAUAAUUCCAUGUCAGGAAAACCUAAAUACAGGAAUCCCAAAAGAGUUUGGAUUGAUCCCGAGUAUAUUUGAGUGGGAAAUGAGAGAAAUCUCAAGGAGAACUGUUCGGUCUGAUAUUUUGUAUUUGUGUGCUUGACUGCUUGUGAAUUUCAGUGAAGUUCACUACGAAAGUCGUGAUAUCUUUCGUGGCGGAUGUUGUUGAGGUUUUAACCGAUCACAAUUCAAAACAAAGGCAGGCAGCCUAAAUUUACGUGUUAAUUCGAACUCGAUAUUGCAUUGUAUUGCAUUGUAAUAACACUAAGUCGACAAAUUGCCGAUAAAUUUGUCGCGUUGUAAUACCACUAAAUCGACAAAUUGCCGAUAAAUUUGUCGCGUUGUAAUAACACUAGGUCACAAAUUGCCGAUAAAUUUGUCGCGUUGUAAUAACACUAGGUCACAAAUUGCCGAUAAAUUUGUCGCGUUGUAAUAUACCACUAUGUUCACAAAUUGCUGAAUAACUUGUCACGUAAUAAAACUGUCUGUCAGACCGAUUUAGACCGUCGUUCAGACCGAGUUAGACGCGGUUCGACCUCGGGUAUAGGUUAACCGCGGUUUUUGUUAGGUUAUUUCUGGAUGUGCUGUAAAUUAUCCUUCCUUUCGUAAUGUGAACUCAUUUCUGGCACUGAUAUUUUCUUUGUGUAACUGCAGAACAGGAAUUUAAAGAAUUACUUAUUUUUGUGUAUUGUGAAAGACGAUAUUGCUCAGGCACGAGGUUGGGUAAUGUUUUGAUCAAACGCGACAGUGUGGGCUAAAAUAUAUAUCGUAAAGUAAAUAUUCCUAUCUCUUUCAAGAUGAUGGACAGUAUUAAAGAAUACCUAAUACCCAAGAGAUUUAGCGUCUUAUCCUACGCAUGUGUGAUCAUCCAUUUUUCCUGUGGAUUAAUCUUUACAGCAAUUGCCAGGGAAUUUAGACUGAGCGAGAUGGAAAAGUUCAGUUGUGCUGUUGACACAAAACAUGCAACUCACAAAAGUUAUGCCGAAAAAACGUGUUUUUCAAUCUACGACGACGAGUACAACUCUCCCGUGAAAUUAUUUGCUUUCGUUCUGUUCAAUUUUGGUUCUGUUGUUGUUGUGAGUGUCGUUUAUUCGCUUGCUGUUGGCAAUCGUAUCAAACAAACAGAGAGACUCUCAAGCGGAAGUGAUGAACCUCGAACAGUCGCCAAGAAAAGGAACAAUGAACAAGCAAAACGUAUCUGAUGAAGUUGACUUGAUCGACAUGAACACAUUUAACAAUUGUACCCCAAACAGUCGCGACAUUUACAAGCGAAAGGUUUUACAGCUAGGUCUCACACCAGACAUAAAUUAUGGUUCAAAGCAUACACCUUUGGACGACAUGUAUAUAGACCUCGUUAUCCAUACUGAACAAGCCCCACACAAGUUUUCAAAAGGAAUGGACAGGCACGAGAUCUAUGAUGUUUAUAUGAAAGUUCCCGAAAAUUCAAUACCCCUGAAAGAGAUUAAGGAAUUAUUUUAUCCAAACAAGGAUACUAAAAACGAAAUCCCUUCCACCAUUUUGGUGAUCGGUCGUCCCGGAAUUGGAAAAACUGUUCUCACGAGAAAAAUCAUGCGAGAUUGGGCAAAAGGAGAUGAUGAAAUUUAUCACGAUACAAUCGCAUUUUACUUCAAAUUCAGAUGGUUCAAUCUGGCCCAAAUGCAACAUGUAACGCUUAAGAAAUUUCUUCAGUUAGGAACAGAACUGCUGAAUGAAGAUGAAUUUGAAAGCAUUUUUGAAGAAAUUUGGGAAAACCCGCAAAAUGCUACUUUCGUUGUUGAUGGUUUCGAUGAAUUUGGUGCAAACCAUGAAGGUUUUCAGAAAGUUCUAGAUCAGUCAAGAAUGUUUCCCAAUGACGAUGCUUCUUGUUCCAUGUCUGCAAUGAUUCUGUUUGUCAAAAUCUUGUCUGGCAACAUGCUACCAGGGGCAACAGUCUUGGUGACCAGCAGGCCGACUGUAAGUCAUGUUUUAAGCAAAAUGAAAUUUGACAGAACUGUUGAGAUAGUUGGAUUCACAUCGGAUAAAAUUGAACAGUAUGUUAAACAGUUUUGUGCUAAUCAUAACAGGUGCUAUCUAGAAGCAACGCUAAUGAGUCAUAUCAAAUCAUCAUCUGAACUGAUGAAUUUAUGCUACAUUCCAGUGAAUUGUUUUAUUGUUUGUGUUUCUCUGUUCGAAUGUCUCAUUGACUCAGAGGGUGAUAUUGGUGCUCUACCAACUACUUUGACUGAACUGUACAGUCCUCUAGUGUACUUCAAUAAGCAUCAUGACCGGAAUCAAAGCAAAGAAGUUUUAAAGCAACUUCAACAGUUGGCUUUCAAUGGUAUGAAAAACGAUGAACUGAUUUUCAAUGGAGAGCUAGUCGAUGAGAAAAUGAAAGAGUCAGGAUUACUAAACUUUUUACCUAAUCCAAUUUUUCAAAUUCAAAUACAGGUUUGCUUUAUUCAUUUAACUAUACAAGAAUUUCUCGCAGCGAAGCAUAUUGUGGAAACAAAAACACCUGAAGAAAUAAAAGAAUUUAUAACUUUGCAUUUCAAGCAUGGCUGA
Molecule: messenger RNA, 3183 nt
Organism: Dendronephthya gigantea
Lineage: Eukaryota; Metazoa; Cnidaria; Anthozoa; Malacalcyonacea; Nephtheidae
Product: NACHT, LRR and PYD domains-containing protein 3-like
Exons: 2
Coding region: 1789-3183 (464 amino acids)
Source: RefSeq, a predicted model, not a curated record